CAGUUUGGGUCACAAGCGGCGCGCGUCGUGUGCUGGAGUGCUGCGAGAAAUAUAAAUAAUUAUUAUAUGUUUUAUAAGCAAUAGCGCAGUGUCAUAAUGCCCACAAUACGCGUGUGCCUGCAAUGGACUGCGGUGGUUUUCAAUACAAUCACUUUGAGCAUUGGCAUCCUGGCCGCGCUGGCUGGUGUCUAUGAGCUGGAUCGCUAUGACGAGGGCUCCGCGGAGCAUCUCCAGAAAUUUGUGCAGCUGGGCAUGGCGGGCACACUCAUCCUGGCGGCGCUCAUUGGCUGUCUCGGUGCCUUUCUGGGCUCCAUCAAGGUGCUGGUGAUGCACCUCACGCUGCUGGGCAUUUUGAUUGUCUCGCACGUCUGGAAGCUGGCGCACUACAAUGAGACGAAGCAGCUGGAUGCCACGGAGGUGUACGUCAUGUCGCUGUGGAUGGAGGAGCUGGUGCACCAAGGCGCCAUGCAGCAGCUACAGCGAGAGUUUGAGUGCUGCGGCAGCAAGGGCUUUGGCGACUACACGAGCUUGAACAUCAAGGUGCCCAGCAGCUGUUUUCACACCAAGGAUGGUCUGCACGCGCUGCAUCCCUAUGCCGAGGGCUGCAUGGCGGCCGUGAAGCGUUCCUUUCUCGAGAUCUAUCGCUACGAGAUGUGGGCACACUGUGGACUCAUUGGCUAUGAGCUUGUGGGCAUCAUUUUGGGCAUCACGCUGUGCUGUCAGCUGACCAACAAGACACGUCGCUAUGCCUACUGAUGCCCCCCACACACACACGCACACACAUUUUUACUGCAUUUUCAUAAAUAAUAAACGAA
Molecule: messenger RNA, 815 nt
Organism: Drosophila subobscura
Lineage: Eukaryota; Metazoa; Arthropoda; Insecta; Diptera; Drosophilidae
Product: protein late bloomer
Exons: 5
Coding region: 97-756 (219 amino acids)
Cellular component (GO): membrane
Source: RefSeq, a predicted model, not a curated record